CUGUCUCUGUCUCUCUCUCUCUCUCUAGAAAAAAAAAAAAAAAGAAAAUACUCUUCUUCUCCACCAAGUUAUCAGCUUUUUAUCAUCCUUUUUCGUUCCUUUCAAUCAAAACCCUAAUCUCCCCCUUCCUCUCUCUUAUUGCCUCUCAGUUUUUGCAGAUCUUGCCACCUCUGUCUCGAAUUAGCCUUUUUAAUCUAAUCUCUUCUCUCCCAGCUUGAGCUUUUGAAGGUGAAUUUUGAGAUUUCUUUUUCCGGGUAAAAUUCGAGUACUUAAGAGAAGGUUAUUAUUGUUUAAAAGUUGGAGGUCUGGCUCUCAUGAGAAUUGUUAGGGGAAUGCAGAGAUUGUUUCGUGGUGACGAGGAGCUGAACGCACUGGGCUGGAAGAAUUCCUUCAGCCAAGGGAUUGGCAUCACUGCGCCCAAAGCAAGAACGCGUGACAAACCUUUGAGUACUAGGGUCUUGUUUUGUCUCUAAUUUUGGGUCUUUUCGGGACGAGAAUUGGUGUUUGAUUUCAGUAUUUGAGAACAAUAAACAUUGAAACCAAUGACUCGGAUUUUGGUUCAACGAGGCAGCGGUUCUUCUUCUUCAAACCAGAGCCGAGCAGGGUCCUCUUCGGCUGCUCGACCAGAGACACAGGUUACCGCUACUACUCAGGUCGUUUCAGCUCUAAAAGAUGAGGAAAUUGGCGAUGAGCCACAGGAACGCCUUGCUGUUGAUGAGCUUUUGGAGUAUUGCGGGAGUAGUGACAAUAAGGCAUUAAAAAGUGAUGAUAUUUUGAUGGAAGGUUUACAUGGUGGUAGGAAUGAGAGUUUGAGUGAUGAAAUUGUGGAUAAUGAUAAAAUGGUUAUUGCUGAGUUUGUUGGAUCGGGGGACCUGGUAGGUGGGUUGAGGAUAUUGGAGAGACCUGCAGCUGAGAGUGAAGGUCCGAGCGGUGUUUCUCCAGAAGUUAGCAGUGGAUGUGCACAACCACCACCCCCUCCUGUGCCACCUCCAAAACCUUUGGCAACAAAUUCAAAUUCAAACUCGAGGAGAUUUGUAUCGGGUAGUUCAAAUUCUGUGCGAAUUGGAUCAUCUAGAAGAGCAGUUGCUUGGCCUGUUGUUUCUACAAGGGCUUCACCAUCUGGGUCACGGCCUUCCUCUCCUAGAUCUCAUGGUGAUAGUGAGGGGUAUAAUAGUGCUGAUGAGCAGAACCCUUGCUUUGCUUCCUCCUAUGAUGAUUUGGAAAGAGAACGUCAAUUUGAGAUUGACAUCAGGCGGUCUAAAGGAUUAGAAGUCAAAAGAAUGUUGGAGGAUGGGAAUUGUCUAUUCCGUGCUGUGGCAGAUCAAGUGUAUGGAGAUUCUGAAGUGUAUGAUUUAAUUAGACAAAUGUGCAUAGAUUAUAUGGAACGAGAGAGGGACCAUUUUUCUCAGUUCAUAACAGAAGGUUUUACAUCUUACUGUAAGAGGAAGAGAAGAGAUAAGGUCUAUGGGAACAAUAUGGAGAUCCAAGCUUUAUCAGAAAUGUAUAACCGGCCAAUACAUAUUUACUCCUACAGCACAGAACCUAUCAACAUAUUUCAUGGGAGCUACAACACUGACACACCACCCUUAAGGCUAAGCUAUCAUCAUGGUAAUCAUUAUAACUCUCUUGUUGACCCACGUCGGCUGGCAAUUGGUGCAGGCCUUGGUUUCAGCUGUCUUCAAGGGACGAGUGUGGACAAGGAUCAGGUCAAAGCUGCAAUCAAAGCUCAACAGGAUCAGCAGAUUGAUAAUGCACUUUUAGCAGAGGGGCGGUUUUACUCGGAUCUUGAGCUUACUGAGAAGGAGAUUGAACGAAUGGUGAUGGAAGCUUCUCGUGCAGAGUAUCUUGCCAAUGACAAGUUGAAGCUGCAGCUUGGUCACAAAGAAUCUUCUACUUCUGGUGCUGAACCAUCAUCUUCUGGAACUAGAUCAUCGGGCGGUGAAACGAAGGUGAGGGCACAGAGUUUGCAGGAUAAUGUUCUCAGCAGUAGUAUGCAGAUGGUUCUGUCGAUGGGAUUCAGCUAUCUGCAAGUGAUGGAGGCUUACAGCAUAUUCGGUGAUGAUGUGGAUUCAAUGGUUUGUUACCUCUUGGAAACUGGCAGUAGCAGGCGCAAAGGCAAAGCAACUGAAUGAACAAGCCACUGCCAUGUCAGAAGCAGAACGUGAACCUGUCGUAGGAUUAAAUUGCCUUUCCGUUGCUGACAUUGUAACUUGAGAAUGACCUGGUCGAAUUCAAACCGAAACUGUUGCUGAAACUUAAAAAUAUGUUAUUUUGAAGUUCAAUCAAUAAAUGGACUACUAGUUUAUGUUAAA
This is a messenger RNA of Hevea brasiliensis (rubber tree), 2312 nucleotides long. RefSeq names its product OVARIAN TUMOR DOMAIN-containing deubiquitinating enzyme 6. The transcript is spliced from 9 exons. Bases 543 to 2132 code for a protein of 529 amino acids. Gene Ontology annotation, molecular function: K63-linked deubiquitinase activity; cysteine-type deubiquitinase activity. NCBI's taxonomy places the organism in Eukaryota, Viridiplantae, Streptophyta, Magnoliopsida, Malpighiales, Euphorbiaceae. Gene Ontology annotation, biological process: protein deubiquitination. The record is from RefSeq and is a predicted model, not a curated record.